GGCACACGUCGGAGCGCGGCGCCGGAUCGGGUCCGGUGCUGCUGCAGCCCCGCUGGGACCGGACCAGCCCCACGAUGCACCUGAACGCCACGGCUCCUCCGGCCGUGACCGGCGGCCCCCUCCACCUGCACCCCAUCGGCUACGCCAAUGCCUCCAACCGCUCCGACCUGCUCCCCAAAGUGCCCGACGAGGAGGACCUGGACGUUAACACCGACAUCUACUCCAAAGUGAUGGUGACUGUCAUCUACUUGGCUCUUUUCCUGGUGGGCACGGUGGGUAACUCUAUCACGGCGUACACGCUGGUGCGCAAGAAGUCGCUGCAGAACCUGCAGAGCACCGUGCACUACCACCUGGCCAGCCUCGCCUUCUCCGACCUCCUCAUCUUCCUCCUCUGCAUGCCUAUCGAGCUCUACAACUUCAUCUGGGUCCAUCACCCCUGGGCUUUUGGGGGGGCCGUCUGCAAGGGCUACUACUUCCUCCGGGACGCCUGCACCUACGCCACGGCGCUCAACAUCGCCAGCCUCAGCGUGGAGCGCUACAUGGCCAUCUGCCACCCUUUCAAAGCCAAGAGCAUCAUGUCCCGUAGUCGCACCAAGAAGUUCAUCAGCUGCAUCUGGAUCGCCUCCUUUCUCCUCGCCAUCCCCAUGAUCUUUACCAUGGGGGAAAUCUACGGCAAGGACCAGAAUCCCGACUCCCUCAUCUGCACCACCAUUGUGGACGCCUCCACGCUGAAGACGGUCAUCCAGGUCAACACUUUCAUCUCCUUUGUGUUCCCAAUGGUCGUCAUUUCUGUGCUCAACACCAUCAUCGCCAACCAGCUCAUGGUUAUGUUCAAGCAGGCUGCCCAGGAAAACCAGGUCUGCACCAUCGGUGGGCAGCAGACGAUGCUCAGCAUGUCCAUGGAGCCCAACCGCGUGCAAGCCUUGAAGCAUGGCGUGAGGGUCCUACGUGCUGUGGUGAUUGCCUUUGUGGUCUGUUGGCUCCCUUAUCACAUUCGGCGUCUGAUGUUUUGCUAUGUCCCCUCCAGUCACUGGACAGACUCCCUUUUCAACUUCUACCACUACUUCUACAUGCUGACAAACGUCCUCUUCUACAUCAGUUCUGCGAUCAACCCCAUCCUCUACAACCUGGUGUCUGCAAACUUCCGACAGAUCUUCCUGUCUACGCUCACGCUGCUGUGCCUGCCAUGGAGGAAGAAGAAGAAACGACUGGCCUUCACCAGGAAAUCCAACAGCAUCUCCAGCAACCACACGUUUUCCAGCCAGGUCACAAGGGAAACUACAUACUGAAGCCAAAGGAUGAAGGGAAACGCAUUUCAUCGUGGAGUCAAAACUUGAGAGAGGCCUCUGUGACUUUCAUGCAUGGUCUCCAAAUUCACGUAACACAAAUGUGUUUAGCAAAGUCAUUUUUGUUGGAAAAAUAGGCUUCGUUCUGCCAGUAACUUUGAGGUUAUUUUAAAGCAUUGGC
This is a messenger RNA of Melopsittacus undulatus (budgerigar), 1467 nucleotides long. It is a transcript of the gene NTSR1, whose product is annotated as neurotensin receptor 1. The coding region runs from base 75 to 1289 and encodes 404 amino acids. Gene Ontology annotation, molecular function: G protein-coupled neurotensin receptor activity. The transcript has 4 exons. The record is from RefSeq and is a predicted model, not a curated record. Gene Ontology annotation, biological process: neuropeptide signaling pathway. Gene Ontology annotation, cellular component: plasma membrane. NCBI's taxonomy places the organism in Eukaryota, Metazoa, Chordata, Aves, Psittaciformes, Psittaculidae.